Messenger RNA from Sorghum bicolor (sorghum), 2438 nucleotides. RefSeq names its product F-box/FBD/LRR-repeat protein At5g22660. The transcript is spliced from 6 exons. Lineage: Eukaryota; Viridiplantae; Streptophyta; Magnoliopsida; Poales; Poaceae. The record is from RefSeq and is a predicted model, not a curated record. Gene Ontology annotation, molecular function: protein binding. The coding region runs from base 756 to 2240 and encodes 494 amino acids.
CCGGCAGUGCUCGCACCUCGCAGAGCAGGACGCCCUCGACCUUUCUCUCUCGCACUCACGCCCCCACCUCAGUACCCCGCGUCCGGCCUCCAGCAUCCCCACCCGACGCCGACGGCCACCUCUCAGCGAUUCGUCCUCUGCGCGUUGGCCCUGGUUGCCGCCCGCGUCUAGCAUGGGGCCGUCGCCCGGCGCGCCCUGCAGCAGCUCCUGGCAGCCGGCGCCGCCACCACCCGCUGCCUCGCGCCCUCGCCACCAUCCGCUGCUGCAGCGCGUGAGCGCCCAGAAGGGGCCGGCGGCCGUCCGCCGGCGCACCCAUCCGGGGGCAGAGACGAGCAGUGAGCAAUAUCGGCUCCUGCUGCAUCUAGUCGAUCUCAAGCUGCUGCUGCUGCAUCUCGUGCACGUCUCGCAGCCGAUUAAGCAACACCUCCAUCCGACUUAGCAACACUCCUGCCCCGUUGCCAUCCUUCGCUAAUACUCCUCGCUGGCGAAUCUCAAGCACGCCGUCCCACAUCUUCAGAUCGGUUUGGAUUCUACAUCAGCCGACUCCGAGUUCCCUGUGAAGACGCCCUUAACCGUGUCGGACGCUAAGUCCGACUUCGAAGAGGAAAGGGGACAUCUUGUGCGGCCUUUACAGGGAAACGUGCCGCCGCCGUCUACGUCCGCGUCGGAGGAACCCAGAUCUGAUUUCGCCGCGGCCCUCUCCCCUUUAACAAGACGACGACGUGCUCUCCCUUUUGAAAAAAGAAACCAGGAACAUGCCGAGACAACUCGGCCAAAAGGUUUUCACCCGCUCGGGGUCGGGGGCGGAGCAGAUGACCGCCGCCAUGCAGGCCACACAGAUGCAGGGCCAGGAACGUGAGCAGGAAGAUAGAAUUAGCGAACUUCCAGACCACAUUCUCAUGAAUAUUUUAGAUAGGUUUGAAGAAGAACCACGCAAUGCUGUGAGGACCUGUGUACUUUCAAAGCGGUGGAGGCAUAUUCCGGGAUUGCUUUCAAUUAUUGUUUUAGACGUGGCGUACUAUGAGGCCAAUUCUGAUUAUACAGAUGAUGAGGUGGCACAGGCCAAUGUCUCGUUGGUUGAAGCUACAAAGAGUAUCUUGGCACAUAAGAGUCAGCAUACCAUCAACUAUUUGAGCAUAAAGUUCUAUUUGAGGGAUGAAUCAAUUGACAUUAUUCGUUCUGUGGAUAAUGCCAUGGCAAACCGGGAGGUUAUUAAAGCAGAUUUCACAAUCAUACCAGAGGAACCAGAGACAUCGUGCAUAUCUGGAAGACGUUUCAUGACAUUCUUGGAUGGUUAUACCCGGGCAUUUGGUGGUCUCACAGGCUUGUGCCUUUGUUGUCUUAGAUUCAGCAAAUUUGACAUGCCCAAUGUCCUUUGUGCAUGUAAGAAGCUAGAACACCUUAUCCUAAAUAGGUGUGAUGCCGGGAUUGGAUCUGUCCUACAAAUAGAGCACCCGCAACUUUCUCAUCUGAGUAUUAUCUAUUGUGCAUGUGAUAGGAUUGAGCUCAAUCAGCUUCCAAGGCUUACUCAUUUGACAUGUCAAUCUUGGCGCCCUUCACAUGAUACAUAUCCAUUGACCUUCGGCUAUGUUCCAAAGCUUUCGGUGCUAAUCCUUAGUUCUAUGAGUUCUGUUUACCACAGAAAUAUUAGGCUAAGUGAAUUCCUUCGUAAUGUGACCAUAGUAAAUCUAGAUUUGAAUUUUCAAAGUCGAAAGAUUUGGAUUCAACCUGAAGCAACAAGGCCAUUAGCUCCUCUUUUGCGUAAUCUUCAAAUGCUUAGAUUACGUUUCAUUCAUGAAAAGUGUGACCUCUCUUGGACAAUGUUUAUCUUAGAAGCUGCGCCCCUCUUGAAGGAAAUUAACAUACAGGUGUGGGACCAUGUGUGUAAUGCAAACGAAGAGGAUAUGUCCAGGGAGGAAUUGCAGAUGCAGCAAGAAUUUUUUAAAAUAGAAAGUGAUCACUUGAGUUGGGAAGCACAUGAUUUCAAGCAUUAUAAUUUGAGCAAGCUUACGAUAGAAGGUUUCCAAGUAGAAGAGAAACUCAAGAGUUAUAUAAGACAAGUUCUGAAGACAGCAGUGAAUUUAGAACUUGUAGCACUUCGUAAAAGGCGCCUCUGUGGAAAGUGCCGUAUUCGUCCUUCAUCAAUGGCAUAUCCACAAAAUGAAGAGCAGAAGGACCUGAUAUGGACACAAAUUUCGGACCAGAUAUCCUCGAAUGCUAGAAUUAGAUUUUUCCCUUGAUCAUAUCUUGGCAUUUCGUGUCCCUUAAGCAUCAUAGCUCUCGCAUCUUGUUCUAACAUGUAUGGACGUCUUUAUUGGUACCUGGUUAUGUAUGAUUGGGAAAACGGUGUUUGUGCCGUCAAUAAGUCUGAUUUUGUCUUUGUUUUUUAACCUUGUGAUUUUGCCCUUAUUAUUUUGAAACGAACACUCUGUUUACCC